Messenger RNA from Effrenium voratum, 2721 nucleotides. The record is from the annotation of a GenBank genome assembly. NCBI's taxonomy places the organism in Eukaryota, Dinophyceae, Suessiales, Symbiodiniaceae.
AUGGAGCAACGGGAGAAGCCGCAGGGCGUGGUGGCUACGAGAGACCCCCUGCAUCCGCAGCAAUCGGCGCCGGUGCUGUGGUUCGUGCAGCACUGCUGGCUGCUCACCUGGGCGGCCUACUUGCCAGAUCGCCCCGAGCGGACAGAGCUGCAAUGGGCGAAGAUGGACCUUUGCUUGGCGGUGCUGCACAAGAACGGCGACCGCGUGGAUAUGCCGCCGCCCCACGACCUGGCGUUGAGCUUGUUGGCGGCGGCUUGUGCGCGAUGCGGUGCGCAGCGGGUGGACUUGGCGCGACGGCUCUUCGCCUGGAUGAAGGCCAGGCAACUGGGGGCGGCCACCCACCCGCAGAGCACCUCGGUGUUCUUCGAGCGCUUCGUGCAGCUGUGCGCAUCGGACACCCGCGAGAACAAGGUGCAUGCGCAGGAGAUGCCCAAGCCAGGACCCGGGGAAGUCGUGCACGCGCGCGCUUCACGUGCAGGCAGCAACUUCCGACAUUCCACCCCAGAGGAGCAGGCCGACGAUUUGCUAUUGGAGGACCUCGCCGCACGCCCCAGGGUGCCUUUGCAGAUUGCGGACUGCGCGCCCAAGGCGACGCUCAUGUUCCGCGGCCAGUGCGCACAUUGCAAAGGUGAGUUAAGCCUCUCCUCCAUCUUCGCCCAGUGGAUGCGACCUGGUGCGGAGGACUCCAGCGCCGUGCAGUGCCCCCACUGCCGAUACUCGUCCUUGGUGAAGCUGCACGUGACUGGGGACGCACAUAUCGAGGGCAGAACCGUGGAGGUUGACCUGCUUCACCCGAAGAGGCUGGCCUUGGCUCUGCGAGGCCAGCUGGACGCGCGCGCCAGCCGCUCCAAGGAGACGCUGGGGCCCGGCUGGCUCACCAGCCUGGCUACGGAGUGCCCGGUGCUGUGGACCAACUUGGUGUGGUACUUCCGCAGCCACACGCUCUUCUCCGAGCACCUGCUGACAACCUUGCAGCCAGAGAAGGCGGACCUAGGCGCCCGCCAGCCCGACAAGACGGUGGUUACCCUCCAUGGCGGUCCCCUCGAGGAUCGCCGGCCUUCGAGCACAACGGACGUGGAAAACAACUUGUCGGACACGCUGCAGUGCCAGCCCGGAGACGUCAUGGCCACCUUCUCCUCCGUACAAGGCCACAGCCGAAAGAACUCCCUUACGAGCCGCGAGGGCUCUGUGGGAACCGUGGAGGCUUGGGAUGAUCUCGACCUGGAUCUUCCUUCUGACGGAGGCAGACGCUGGAGCCUAGGGCCGACAGACAGCAUGGAACUGCGACCGCGCAGCUGCAGCAAGGAGCUGCAACUGGAUCACAAGGAGGUUGUUACGCCAGAGGCUCUCCUCAUGGAGAGAGAGGAUCUGUUGGCGCAGCUUGCUCGCAGCCGGCAGCUGCUGCAUGAAGUUGCAGAGCAGCGCAGGCAUGAGGAAGCAGCAUCAGCUGCAAGGCAGGCGCUGCAAGUGGUGUACAACAAGGCAGUGGAUGUGGCUUCACCGGCUUCGGCACCAGUCACGUGCCCUCCGGGCUUCAUUCAGAUCGAGGCAUCCGAGUUUGCACGCCUCGUCGCGGAUGCGGCAGUGGCCAAGUCGGUGGCAUCUGGACUCUGCAGGCUCUUGGAGAGGCCGGUAGAACCCUCGGCACUCCGUCAGUGGAUCCAGGCGAAACCAGACCGGCUGAGCGAAGAGUGCGACAGGUCGGACACGAGCGGCUUUCGCAGCCCGGUUUUCGUCUUCAGCCCGGGCCAGGCCUCCCAGGCAGAGGAGCCGGCGCAGCCGUUGCGUUUCCGCAAGAUCACGCCUGUCUGGGACGAGGAGAGUGUGGAAUCCGGCAAGGUCCUUGAGCCUUUGAGCCCCCAAGCUGAGAUGGACUCAGAGCUGCAGGAGCCCAAGUCCAAGCCACCUGAAGCGGCCGAACUGGAUCUGAAGCUGGAUCCGGAUGUACAAGCUCGCGUGGAUCGGAGACACUCCAUUUGGGAAGUGCGUCGGAAGCGCCGGGUCUUAAGGGCUUGGCGCUUGCUUUGGACGGCCUCGGACAAGGAAGAUGACUUGAGUGAAACGGCCGACCCUCUCAUGCCCUCGGCCGAAGAGUUCGAGGCCUUCGUCCACGGACCCACCGAUUGGUCAGAUGACUCUGGUGAGGUCAAGCCGGAGAAACCGAGUCCUCCAGCAUCUCCUGCCAGCUACAUGGAGAGCCACGAGCCGGAGGAGACCAGGCCUCAGCAAAUUUCCACCAGCACCAUGGAGCUGGGACAGGAGCAGCCAAGCCCUUCCGUGUCUCCAUGUGUCAGCUACCAGGUGCCAGAGGAGAAGCCAAAGCCGCGUGUGCCGCCAAUCACCAGCGACAAAUUGGACAGCGUCGCAGACGCGGAAGAGGAGGCGGUCAACGUGGUGCGCACUGGUACGGUGUCCCGCAGCUCGCUUUGGGGCCUGCCGGGGCCGACGCCCCGGGACAUCGCGGCGUCAGAGGCCCCGCAGCGCAGCAAGAGCUGCCCGCCGGAGCGCCGGGCGCGAGGACUGCGAAGGCGGCUCGUGCCCUUGGUCAUCUCAACAGGCUUGGCCACUGCGCCGAACUCCAACAUCCCCUCGCCGAACUCGGUGUUCCCCACGCCUUUGCUGCCACGCGAGCGACCGCAGUCCUCCCGCACGCGGGGCUCGCAAGAGACCCGGGGCCGUGACCGCCGCAGCAGAUCCGUGACCGCAGCUACCGCUUGGUAG